Capsicum annuum is the source of this 2253-nucleotide messenger RNA. RefSeq names its product casein kinase 1-like protein 10. The transcript has 15 exons. Bases 344 to 1735 code for a protein of 463 amino acids. Gene Ontology annotation, cellular component: cytoplasm; nucleus. NCBI's taxonomy places the organism in Eukaryota, Viridiplantae, Streptophyta, Magnoliopsida, Solanales, Solanaceae. The record is from RefSeq and is a predicted model, not a curated record. Gene Ontology annotation, molecular function: ATP binding; protein serine/threonine kinase activity. Gene Ontology annotation, biological process: signal transduction; peptidyl-serine phosphorylation; endocytosis.
AUGUCAAACCACCCUCCAAGUGCUGGGUUUUGCUUAUUAGAAAUUAUCCGGCAUCCCAACUCAACGUCAUCCUCUCUUUUUCUCCCCUUGAUCUCUUACCCAAUAUCCCUUAUUGUCCCAACAAUCAAUUCCCCCUCUUACUAUUUCGACUUGCCUCUUUUUUCUCAUAUCUACCAUUUUCUUGAAGAAGAGUCUUUUCCUGGAAAAAAAUACGUGUUUGCAAGUAUUAGGGUUCUUGAACAAUUCUUUUGGGUGGAUAUGAUGUACAAUUGAUUUUAGGGGAUCUGAGAGUGUAUAUUUAAUCGUUUUGAUGGAGGGGUAAUUGUUGUUAGAGAAUUCAAGAAUGGAUUCUGUUAUUGGUGGCAAGUUUAAACUGGGCCGAAAGAUCGGUAGUGGAUCUUUUGGGGAACUUUAUUUAGGGGUGAAUAUACAAAAUGGAGAAGAAGUUGCUGUCAAGCUGGAAUCAGUUAAAACGAAGCACCCUCAGCUUCAUUAUGAAUCAAAGCUUUAUAUGCUUCUACAAGGAGGAACGGGAAUUCCCAACCUCAAGUGGUUUGGAGUUGAAGGUGAACACAAUGCCAUGGUUAUUGAUCUUCUUGGGCCAAGUUUGGAAGACUUGUUUAACUAUUGCAAUAGGAAGUUCACAUUGAAAACAGUCCUAAUGCUGGCGGAUCAGUUGAUUAAUAGGGUUGAAUAUAUGCAUUCAAGAGGAUUUCUUCACCGUGAUAUUAAGCCUGAUAACUUCUUAAUGGGUUUAGGGCGUAAAGCUAAUCAGGUAUAUGUCAUUGACUAUGGUCUUGCCAAGAAGUAUAAAGAUCUUCAUACACAUAAGCACAUACCAUACAGGGAAAACAAAAACCUCACAGGCACAGCUCGUUAUGCAAGCGUUAACACCCAUCUUGGAGUUGAGCAAAGCAGAAGAGAUGAUCUAGAGUCUCUUGGCUAUGUGCUUAUGUAUUUUCUGAGGGGCAGUCUUCCAUGGCAAGGUCUGAGAGCUGGCACCAAAAAGCAGAAAUAUGACAAGAUCAGUGAAAAGAAGAGGCUUACACCUAUAGAGGUACUUUGCAAAUCCUAUCAAUCAGAAUUCACAUCAUAUUUUCAUUACUGUCGAUCUUUGCGGUUUGAUGACAAGCCAGAUUACUCAUAUCUGAAGAGGCUUUUCCGUGACCUUUUCAUAAGAGAAGGUUAUCAGUUUGACUACGUGUUUGACUGGACGACAUUGAAGUAUCCACAAAUAAGCUCUACUUCAAGAGGACGGCAACCAAUUGGGAGAUUACCUUUGAACCCUGGACCAUCUGUUGAAAGAGCAGAAAAGGCCCCAGUGGGGCAGGAAAUUAAAGAUAAGUUUUCUGGUGCUGCGGAGGCAUUUGCUAGAAAGAAUGGGACUGGAACUGGUUUACCGGGGGACCGUUUGAGACAUAGAUCUUCAGAGCAUCUACCAUCCUCCAGAGAUGUGCAAGCUGAUUCUGAAAGAGGGCCCGUGUCUCGUACCGAUAGCACAUCGAGGAGGGCUGUGAUGUCAAGCAGCCGACCAAGCUCCUCUAGUGAGCGUGUUGAGAAUCGUGCUGGUCGGUUGGGUUCAAGUAGCGGCCGAAUGUCCACUUUGCAAAAAACACAACCUGGAUUUGAAGCCAAAUCAUCAUCCGUUACUCGUGCUAGCGUUGCAAAACGGGACAGGGAUCAUGCCCUGAGGAGCUUUGAGCUGCUAACUAUUGGCACAGGGAGAAGGAAAUAAGACUGAUGUUUUAAAUAUCUGCCCCAUCAAGGUAGCAAACUUCCAAAAAUGGCAUUUAUGCAUUCUUAUUAUCGGCAUUUGUCCCCAGCUAGUGUGAAAUUCUCAUAACCGGUUUCACCUAUUGUUAGGAGUGUCAGCUUGGCACUCUUCAUUAAGUUCUUCCCAGCGAUUUUUGGCUGAUUCUUGAGACAAAACUGCUUAGCCAAAUGGCCAGAGAAGGGGUUUUGCUUGUAUAUUUGAAACCUGUCUUAAUCACUGUUGAAGCCCAUGAUUGCUCCAUGCAGCUAGUUCGUGGUUGUGCAGAUAGUUCCAUUAUUUUGAGGGGCUGUGAGUUCAAGUACUUACCAUCCUCAGUAGUGUGGCUUAAAAAUGUGACCUGAAAACUUGUUCCUAUACCUUUGUAAUGGCAGACUUAUUGUUUCUAUUUCUCCCUUUCAGAGUGUGAAACAACUCUGAUCCACUGAUGGUCUCCGUUUUUAAGUUGAAUUAAUGCUACACAAAAUGGCAGUUCACUAAAA